CCUCUCCCAAGAGGUGGUGCAGUAUGAGCGGCAACGACGCCCCCCGCAGCAAGAGCAUCGACGAACAGACUCGGGCUGACUCACGGCGUAGGCGGCAGGAGCGAAAGAACGCCCAGCUUGAGGCCCUUCAAACCGGUGUCUGGGAGCGGUGCCUGUACCGUGUCCCUGGCAAGGCGCGAUACUGUGCACAGCAUAGCGCAUCGUUCUGCGGGACUCACAUGGGCGAGACGGCGGAGAAGGGGAAGAGGGUGCCCUGUCCAGUGGACCCGAAUCACACGGUGUUCGAGCAGCAGCUCUCAUCUCACGUAAAGCGAUCUCGGCGGGUCUCACCCCAAGCUCCCCCGGCGGCCCCAUACCGAACCAUGUGGCAUGUGGGGUCGACUACCAAGGUCUGCAACCUGGCGCUUCAGCAGGCCCGCAUGGUGACCCAGCCGUACUAUUCCGAGGGUAUUAACUCUGGUCCCCCGCUUCUCCCCGGAGAGGAAGAGGAGGAGAAGAACAACGAGAAGGAGGAGGACAGGGGCGAUGUUGCUGUUGUCGCUGCUGUUGGCGCCGCUGCCGACCUGGACGAUGCGUUUGUGGUAGACCUGCUAUCCCGGGUCGAAGCUGCGCACCGCCAUCUCGUCGGGGAAAUUCCCACGGAGGUGCUGGAUCCCCCGGAGGUGCAAGCGCUACACAGGGGGCUCGUGGGUCCCACCGGCGCCGGCGGUGAGAGCGGUCACGGCGAGGACGGCCCGAGCGUGCUGCACGUGGAGAUGGGCGCGGGUAAGGGCACCCUGGGACAGUCCAUCGCCACCGCCUUUCCAGGGUCAGACGUUACCAUGGUUGAGCGCUCCUCCGUUCGACGAAAGGCGGAGAAUCGUCUGGAGGGCGUGAGCACGAGGGCGAGGAUCGACAUCCGCGACCUCGACAUGGGCGGCUUGCCUUCCCUCACGGCCGCGGGGGACGACAGACCGGUCGUGGCGGUCGCCAAGCACCUGUGUGGGGUGGCGACCGACCUAGCUCUCAGGCGAGAUGGGGGGGCGACCGACGGAGAGACUAACAGGGAGAAGCAUCAAGCGGGACACCUGCCAUUUCACCUCCUCGUACCCCGGCACUUUCCCCCUUGGCUGGCUGUCCUCGCGCUGAGUCUCCGUCGUUCACUCCCCAACUUGUAUCGCAGAGCAAUGCUUACCCUUCCCCCCCGACGGGAGAGCCGUGACGCCGACGACGGUGGCCACGUUUGCAACGGUGACCCAACGGACGCCCCUGCGGCGGCGACGACAAGGGUGGGAGGGGUUGCGAUCGCCACGUGCUGUCACCACGUGUGUAACUGGAGGGACUACGUGGGCAGGGACUUCUUGAUGCAGCAGGGUUUCUCUGCACGCGACUUCGAAGCCAUGCGGCGAAUCUCCGCCUGGAUCAGCCUGGAACCAGACGCGGGGGCCCGGAAGAACAACAGAUACCCCGACGACAGACACCCCGGGGUAACUUUUUCGCUGUCUUUUCCUCGAAAAAUUCCCGGAGAAACUGCGUCGGUGGCGGCAGGAUCACUACGCCCGGCAGCUGAAACGAGAAAGCUACAACCAGUCCUUGAACCAGGCGGUGGUGAUGGUCCGUGGCCCGGAGAACGCGAGGCUGAUAGCUGCAGUGGAGGUGGUCCUGGAGAAGCACGAGAAGGGAUAUGGACAGAACAAUUCAGUGGGGAAGGAGAAAACAGUCUCGAGCGUGCCGGAGAAACAAACGGAGGCCACUCGUCAUCUUCGCCAUGGCACGCAACGGCGGCGCCAUCGUUGAAUAUGUCGGCGUCAACACCGUCGUCGUUGCAAUUGCCCACCAGCGAUAACGCCAACGCUAGCACUAGCAUCGGCGACGGCAGCGAGGUGUUGGUCCCCCUCACGCCGUCGGAGAAGGCGGCGGCAGCGCGCGGGUGCAAGCGGCUGCUGGACAGGGGCAGGAGGGCCUUCAUCGAGGAGCGCCUUGGGCUGUGUUCGGAGAUUGUGCACUUCGUCGGUAGUGACGUCACCCCGGAGAACGCCCUCCUCUUGGGGUUUCGAGCCGAGGACGGACCUUAGGUAGGGGCCGGGGGUUAGGAAUCCCCGGAAACAUCUGUUUUUGUUCUUCGAGCCG
Messenger RNA from Ectocarpus sp. CCAP 1310/34, 2109 nucleotides. Lineage: Eukaryota; Phaeophyceae; Ectocarpales; Ectocarpaceae. The record is from the annotation of a GenBank genome assembly.